Molecule: messenger RNA, 2061 nt
Organism: Eleginops maclovinus (Patagonian blennie)
Lineage: Eukaryota; Metazoa; Chordata; Actinopteri; Perciformes; Eleginopidae
Gene: uevld
Product: UEV and lactate/malate dehyrogenase domains
Exons: 12
Coding region: 95-1504 (469 amino acids)
Biological process (GO): protein transport; lactate metabolic process; pyruvate metabolic process
Molecular function (GO): L-lactate dehydrogenase (NAD+) activity
Source: RefSeq, a predicted model, not a curated record
UUAUUUUUUUCAGCUAACGUGCAAAGUGGAAGUACCCCGUCAGGAGGGUAGAAUCAGAAAAAAACACGUGAUUGUUUUGGUUGUAUUUCAAUAGAUGGACCUCCAUUCUGAGAAAAUACAGCGGAUCUUCUCCAAGUACAAAUUCCACGAUGUUGCUGUUGAGGAGCUGCAGAAGAUUCAUCGAAUCUACCCUGAGAUGCUGCCAUCCACAGGCACUUACACAUUCAGUGACAGCACCCAAAAAGAUCUCCUGAAAUUAAUCGGCAACGUUCCUGUCAAGUAUGGUGGCCACUCCUACAACAUCCCUAUUCAGCUGUGGCUGAUGAACUCCUUCCCCUUCACUCCUCCCAUAUGCCUCCUUAGACCCACCUCUAACAUGGUCAUCAGAGAGGGCAAGCAUGUUGACAAAGAAGGGCGGCUCCACCUGCCGGGCCUGCACAACUGGGAUUAUCCCAAGUCCACUGUGGUGGCUCUUCUGACUGAGAUGAUUUCAAAGUUUGAGGAGGAUCCUCCCCUGUCCUCAAAGACAACAGCAGACAAUAAAGACCCCCAUGAGCUCCUGGCGUUUGUUUCUAAUCUCAAGAUCAAUGAUGGUGGGAGAAAACAUGAUCAACAGAAUAUCAAAGUCUCUGUUAUCGGGGGAGGAGAUUUAGGAAUGUCAUCAGUGAUGAGCAUUUUAUCAAAGUGUAAAGUGGACAAACUUGUUUUCAUUGACGUCGCUGAGAGUUCCACAAAGGGUGGCAGUACAGAUCUAGAGAUUUUCAGUCUGCCGAAGGUGGAGGUUUCCAAAGAUUUUUCAGCCUCAGCGGGCUCCAGGGUCAUUGUGGUGACCGCCAACUCAUGGAGCAGCGAGCAAUCGUAUGCGAGCGUGGUUCAGACCAAUGUGGACAUGUUCAGAGGGAUCAUCCCAAGUCUAGCACAGCUCAGCCCCAACGCAGUAAUGAUCAUCGCCUCACAACCAGUUGACAUCAUGACACAUGUUGCCUGGAGGCAGAGUUGCCUGCCUCCGACACAUGUGAUCGGAGCGGGGUGUAACCUGGAUUCAGUGCGUCUUAGUCACAUCCUGGAUAUUAACCUGAACACUCACAAACCUGCCUGGGUCAUAGGAGAACUUUCAGACAACAAAGUUGCAGUGAUGAGUAAGACUGGGCUGAGCUCCAAUGUGCCACCAGAGAUCGCAGCAGGAUCCAGCUCAACCAAACCAUUGUUAGACAGAGCGUUCGAGAUGAUGAAGAAUCAUGGUCAGCGGUCGUGGUCUGUCGGCCUGUCCAUUGCUGACAUCACUAACACUAUCCUGACAAAUAAAAUGAAGACACACUCUGUCUCCACGCUGGCUCAGGGCUGGGGUGGCAUAGGUGCAGAGGUGUUUCUCAGCUUGCCCUGCAUCAUGGGAACAAACGGUUCCACGCGCCUGGCCGGGGUGUCUCUGGGACAGGAGGAAGACUCCAAACUGAGGGAAAGUGUCACUUCGCUUUCUAACCUCAUGAGCCAGAUUAGGAUAUGAAGGAUGUGAUCCUAGUCUCAGUUUGGGAGAGAGCUAACCAGUUAGCCACUUACACAAAGGAUUUUGAGGUUAUUGACAAAACUGCUAAAAUAUGUAUGGGGUGUCGUAAUGUCUUUGUAUUUUACGGUGGGUUAAUAUCAAUGGACAAAUUUAGUAUUUAAAUUAAACACUCCAGAGGUUACUCAUUCUCCCAAAGUCCGCAAUAACAAGCUACAUGACUGCACUAUUACAUUUUAGGAAGGCAAUGAAUUUCUAUGUAAUUCAUUAUAAGAAUAGUAAUGCUUUUAUUUUUGUUGUCACGCAUUCCUUAAAUAAUUGCUUCGAAAAUCAGGGUGUCGGCAGAUAAAAUGUGAGGCAUGUUUAUUACAGUACAGUUCAUAUUUUAAUAUCCUUACUAUCUGUGUUAGUGCUGUUUCUGUAUUUAAUACAAUGAGCUCAAGUGAUGUUAUAUAUUUAAAUCUUUGUUCUGUUUCCUUUGUGUUAAACAUGUUGAAUCUAAAACAUGUACAGGAAGACUACUCAAUUUUGUGGGUGUGCAUUAAAUGUCUUAAACCAGA